UAAUUUGCAGCAUCCGGAAAACGUGGGAAAGAGCGUGGAAUGAAAAAACAAGAGAUGGAAUUUGGAAGACAAAACGAGUAGUAUGGCUUUUGAGACCCUGCAUAUCGAUCGAGGGUUAUGAAGUUUGUAAAACAUGCAGCAUAUACAAAUCGAAAUUUUUGAGGUAAGGAGUCCAAGCCUAUUUUAUGGCCGGGAAGUAACUAACAAUGCAGAUUCCUCAUCUGAAAGAAUAUUAUUCCAUGAACUGCAGCAAAACUUAAAUGCGCAGUUUAACAAUCCACAAAGUUGUGGUCUGUUUCAUCAGCCAUCUAAGAAUGAGGUUUGUAUUGGGAAAUCCAGUAACCAGCAGUGGCAUAGAGUGAGAGUGGAGGAUAUGUACAGAAGACAGAAAGGUCACGAGGCCAAGUGCUUCCUCUUGGACUUCGGAACCAUGGAAAUGAUUUCAUUUCAGUGCCUGCGGAGAGCUACCCAGAGUCAUUUAUCUGUGCCGUACCAGGUGAAAUCCUACAGUCUGUAUGGAAUUCAGGCCCAGACGAUGGCCCUGCAAGAAGAUCUCUCCUGUCACAUGGAGCCCUGCAUAUCAUGGGAUGAAUCGGCCACAGAAUACAUGAAAAAAUGCAUUCAAAAGACUCCAGUUUGUUUUGCUGAUGUGAAGAAAGCAGAUGCAAACAUAACAGAAGUUGUGCUGUACCUGGUCAUAGAAAAUGUAACAAGGUGUUUUAAUGAUGAACUAUUGAGAAAGAAUUAUGCUGUCAAGAAAAUACCAGAGGGUCUCCAUGGUGCAGUAACAUCACAUAAAACCAGAUCUCAACCACUCAAAAUGGAGGAGGAACUGAAGAAACUCCAGUUAAGGAAAUCCAAGUUAGAAUUUAAAACCACACCUACUUCUAGUGACAUUGAAACUGCUUCUGUUUUCUCUGAAACACACAUGAGAAAACACUCACCCAGGACUGAUUCAGAGGCAGAGUCAACCAAAUCGGACUCUGUUUCUAAUAAUCACAUCCCUAAGGCAGGAUUGGGACGGGGUUUCUCGUUGGGACAAACACUUCGUGAGUGGAAAGGAAGGAGUAAGACAACAAAGGACACUGAAUCUUUUGUGAAAAGAGAUGUGAAUAAUUCAAGUAAAAUGGCGACAGGGAAGAAUAACUCUGCUUUCUCUCAUAGCACACCAACUGACUAUCAAGAUUCCCAUAUGUUGUCUUUUGUGCACAGACACCAAAAACCUAAAUCUGGUAGUGAAGAGCAACUGCCAAUGUUCACAGGCAAAAGACAGGGUAGUUCAGGUGAUAGUGCACUGUCAACACCGUCCAAUAAAUCUAUAGGAUCUCCAAUGAAUGGAAUGCUAGGAAAAUUGAUGAACAGUUUGAUAGUCCAUUCUCCCACAAGCAGCCAUCCAAGUGUCUCAGACUCUGAAUUGCUCAAAUCUGCUCCACUUAGUAGUGCCAGUCACCCAUCAGUUCACACAGAAGGGUAUUCAUCUGAAAGUGUUCAGAAAAAUAUCAGGACAUUUACUCCAUCCUCUUUACAAAAAUGCCAGGCAUCCGUAGCGAAAUCUUCAUCCAUAAAUACAUCACCUGAAUCUAUGCAUAGUAAUAAGACUCUAGAAGUGCCUAAAAGAAUGAUAGUGAAAAGUGAAAUCCAUGAAAAAUCAUCGUCACAUUGUGAAGAAUUUGAUGAAAACUUGCAGGGAGCAACAUCAUCUGUUCACAACACCUUAAACACUAAGCAACCAGAAAUGAAAGAUCUGGUUGCUGAGUCCUUUGAUUCUUUGUUGAUGCAACGUAGAAGUGACAUGAUGGGUAGAAUGCAGGGUUACAGAAUUCUGGAAAACUUAUCUGGUGGUGCUAAAUCUAAAUCUACAAGUACUGCAAUUAUGUCAAGGAAAAUUUCAGAUAGUGUGUUGGUGCACAGCUUGAAGAAAAUAAGUCCAUAUGUAGACUUUGAUAGUGUUCCUUUUGUGCCAGAGCUGAACGAGAUUCUAAAAGGCUUUGAAUUUCCCUCUCCAAUGUUGAUCCAGGCCUAUGGAUGGCCAUAUAUAAUGAAGUUAAAACACAUGGUGGGAAUAUCACCUGUCAGCACGGGCAAAACGUUCACCUACCUGUGUCCACUACUUAGUGAGCUGCUCCACCCUCUGUCCUAUAAAGAGUUGGCCAUUGGCAAUGGGCCGCUUGCUUUGAUAUUGGUGUCCUCCUGGAGAAAGGCCCAGUCUGUGUUUGACAUAACCCGUGGACUACUGAGGGACCACAAACGGCCCCGCCCCCUUGUCAUUUAUGGAGGGGGAUGUGAACAGAAUCAAUAUGUACCACUGAUGAAUGGCUGUGAGAUUCUGAUUGCCACGCCUCCAUGUCUUGUUCGAAUGAUCAAUCGCAGAUACACAGAUCUCCAGCGACUUUGUCACUUGGUCGUCAGUGAUGCUGAUUUAGUGCUGAAAGAGUAUUCAGAGGAGGUACAGAAAAUCAUGGAAUGGUUUGCUGAAGCCAGAAAAGAGAAUAUUCACAAAUCUGUCCCCUACCAGAUCAUCACCAUAGGAACACAGUGGACUCCAGUUGUCAACAAUUUCACCAAGGCAUACAUGCCAGACCCGUCCAUUGUCAUUACAUCUCGUUUUGAGGCAGCCAUAUAUGGGAAAGUCAUACAGCAAGUUCAAAUGUGUCAAAGUUCACAGAGGUCAAAAAGACUUUUGGAGCUCUUAGAUACCAUCUUAACCAAUGGUAUAAAGGUCAUUAUUUUCACCACCACAGUCAAUGAUGUCUGCUUCCUCCUCAGGUUGUUGAAAAGUCACUCUCUCUGUUGUGAUAAAGUUCACCACCAAAUGGAGAGCUAUGAGAUUGAAUCGGUGAUCCAUGACUGGAAAUCGGGCUCAGAGAAAGACAGUCCAAAGCUUCUAGUGUGCACGGAUGAAUGUAUAGAUGAAAUGAAGAUAGAUAAUGCUAACGCAGUAAUCCACUUUGACCUACCAUCAGAAUCCAAGACCAGAUUUGGCAAUCGUCUCUCCUGCAUGAAAAAGUAUUAUGCACAAUACUCAGAAUCUGAAGAGGAGGAAGUAGUGCAGCUUGUCAAACCUGUCUCUUACAUCCUGAUGACCGAGGAGAGCACUGGACAGGCUCGCUCGGUCCGAGACCUGCUGAAACGACUCAAAAUUUCAGUUCCCAAACAACUGACAGCCAUGCUCGCUGGCAUGAAACAGCAACAAGAAGAGGACAAAGAGAAAGGCCUGUGUAGUUAUGUUAAAGCUUACGGUACAUGUAGGUAUCAGACCAGGUGCUCCUACCGACAUAUCAUUCUUUCUGAUGUGGACAAACCUUGUUUUGACCUAUUGACGUCUGGUGAAGUCAAGAUUCGUGUUGCCAAUGUGGUGAAUGCUACUUGUUACUAUGCUCGAGUGUUAGAGCAUCGUUCGACUGACGGCACGCAGACUGACCUGUCUAUCACAGCCUUGUCCAUCUCCUUCGAGAUGGGAAAGUGGUUCUCUAACAAAGCAAAUCAUGUCAGGCUAGGUAAUGUCUGUGUAGGGGAUGUCUGUGCAAUAGAAGAGGACGCCAUCUUCUACAGAGUGCAGAUUCAGGAUUUUAAAGGAAGCAAUUCUCCUAGCUCCAAAACAAUGCAAGCUCAGGUGUUUUUUGUGGAUGAAGGUCGAGUUAAGGAUGUCUCUAUGUUCAAACUGUAUCAGCUUGCUCCACACUUGAAGACAUAUGCAUUCCAGACAGUUGAGGUGUACCUGUGUAGGCUGAGACCAAUAGACAGGGAUGAAAACUGGACAACCAAUGCUGAUCAGUAUGUUCAUUGCUUGUUAAAAGACAAGGUUCUCGAUGGCAGGAUUGUGUUGAGCAUUGGAAAUACAUUAUGGCUUGACCCCAUAGUAGAAAGACAACAUCUUAAGCAAACCCAGACUACUAUCAACAAGAUGUAUGUCAGAUCAGAACUGCUACGCAAUGGAUUUGCUGUCAAUAAUGAACAGCAUGUUCAGAAUUUGUACAGCUUGUGUGAAGGCCUCCUUCCUGUUCCAAGCUUACAAAAUGCAGAAGAUAGUGCUGAUUUAUCUGUGGAGACCGAUUUACUGCCGGAGUCGGAGGAAUUUCACAAGGUUUUUGUCUCAGCAUGUGAUGAUCCAGGUCUGAUUUUCCUACAACGCUGCCAGUUUGUCAAACAAAUGGAUGUCAUGGUUGAUGCUAUUAAUGAUAAGCUACAGAAGACUGAGAUUACCCCUAUGAAGGCCUCGUGCUGUAAAGUGGGGACUGUUUGUCUGGGGAAAUACACACAGGAUGACACAUGGUAUCGUGUCAAAAUACUUCAGUGUGAAGAAGGCGGUGACUACAAGGUGAUAUUCUGUGAUCAGGGGGACACUGAAGUUCUCCCCCUCAAUCGGCUUCAUCCAUUCCCUCAGGAAUAUUCUGAAAUCCCUAUGCUGGCAAUCGAAUGUGAACUCGCCCAUGUUCAACCCAGAGGUGAGAAUUGGGAUGAAAGUGUUGGUGAUGCAUUGUGGGAUAUGACCCAUACUGUUGCAGGAGGCAAUAAAAACCUGAUGGCCAAGGUAAUUGGAAGGAAAGAUUCAGUAUUCACUGGCGUGCACAGAUAUGUGGUUGAAUUAUGGGAUACAUAUACAGCCAAUGACAUCAAUCUGGCCCAGGAAUUGGUCUGGUCAGGCUUGGUGUCCCCAAAGGCAGGCUCCAACCUCCAGGAAAUGUUUCCUAGGCCGCCAAUGAUAAACUUCCAGGUGUACAAAAACCCAGUGCAAAUCAUUAUGGAUCUGUGUGCCUGUCUAUACUGGAGAAGUAGUCAAAAGCGAAAAAUUCCUCCUGCUUUUGAAAUAUUUGACCUCGUUACAAAAUCUGUGAAAAGUAAUCCCUUGGAUCUGGUGGGGUAUCGAGGAAUAGCUGCCAUUAUCAAGUUGAUUGGUCGAUUGACAGAUGACACUGCCCACAAUUGUCUGCUAGAAAGUCUUCUAGUAGCAGCUGAAGCUAGUGACAGACUUGCUGAAGAAAUUGUCAACCAAGAUGGAGACCACAGUGUUAUCCAGUGUCUAGAUCAGAAAAGCCGCCCAAAGAUCCAAAUGCAGGCUGUUGAAGCCAUUUACAGACUCAUCAAAUGUAACAACAGAUUUGUGAAGGCGUUCAGUGAUGCCUCAGUGCUGGAAGUUUUGUGUGAAAUUUUGGAGGUUGCUGAGGAACCAGAGAUCCUAUCUGGAACAGGAAAAGCUCUUAAUAUCAUCUGUAAAAAGUCCAAGAGUAUGUGCCAAUAUCGAAAAAACCAUGACCGUCUUCCAGGACUUCUAGAUUCAGUCAGCAACGCUAAAACACAAUCACGUUCACAACUACCUGUUAAUGCAAAAAAGCGUGCCUCUGAUAUUGUGUACCAUUUCAAAGUAUGUGAAUUGAUCACAGAAUCACUCAAACGCACAAGUGAUCUACAGGCUUCUCAGUCACUUUUAGAGUUUCUGGUUACUCUUGUGGAUAAAAAUGGGAAACAAGAAGGACUACACAAUGAGAGGCUAGCUAAAGUUGUGGUUUCCAAAAUGGAUUCAUUCAUUGCAUCUGAUGUGUGUAUUGCCUAUGGUGUGAGGUACUGUGAGAACCUAUGCCAAGAGAACAGAAAGAAGAAAACUUUUCUCCUAGAACAAGGAGUGGCAGUCAUACUUAGAAAAGCUUUCAAACUACAGAAGCUAAGUGUGACGACGUAUGGAAAGUGUGAAGAUCUGAUAAACAGUCUGGCGGUACGAGUGGCUACAUCUGACACUAUCAACAAUAGACCUAUCAAUGCAAACUGGUCCCGCAACCCACAGCAAAAAUCGGUUCCCACUAUAACAUGGGCACAGAAUAAACGGAAUGUGAUCCUUGCAGUGAAAGUGGCCCGGGCAGGGGACGUCCCUGUAAGAGUCGGGCAAAAUAGCUUUGAAUUCAGAACAGUUGUGGAUGACACGUUAUAUGAAGCCAAGUAUGAGCUGUAUGGCAGAAUUCAGCCAAACUCCUGUCACGUGUCUGUCAAACGAUCAGAAGUUUUAGUUAAACUGAGAAAAGAGGAGUUAGGAAGCUGGCCCCGCCUACUAAAGCAGAAGACAAAGUUGCCAAAUAUCAGCCUUGACUAUGAUAAGUUUGCCUGCAGUUCCUCAGAAGAGGAUAUUUCUGAUGACAACAACCCAUUUAUCCUCAAAAAACGAAAAAUUAAAAAAUUUCCCAAAGACAUGAAGAGACCUAAAGGCUUGGCCGUUGGAGGCUGUAACUAUGAGAGUGAGGACACCGAGGAGGACAAUAGUGAAGAGGCAGAUUUUGGAUUUAAAAAGUCCACACUGGCAGACGAUUACGAUCCUUAUGAUAUCUUUGGAAUGGCAUCCUAAUGAAUGCUAUUGUUAAUUUUGAUACUAAGUCACACGUUAAGAAUUUUUUUCCCCCCAAUUUGUAAAAACCAAAGUUAUUAGAUUUAAGUCAAUGAGUCUGUUAAGUUUUUAUAUGUCCAUCUUUAGAUGGGAUGUAUUAUGGAUGGUACAGGGAUUUGCAUACAUCUGUCCAUCCAGCCGGCUGUUUGUCCGUCCGUUCAGAGUUUUCUAUUUCUACUUAACAUUUCUCUAUCACUUAUCAAGCUGAAACUUGCUGUGUAGCUUCUCUGUGGGUUACUCAGAUCGUGUUAAAAUUUUGAUCCAUUUUGACAUUUCUUGCUGGAGUUAAUGCAGGAUGCAUGAUUUGUCUGUCUAACUCCUUCCACAUUUUUCAAGGGAAAACCCUAUUUUACAGAGUGUUUUAUUGGCAAGGAUUGUGAUUUUGUUCAGUGUUUAAGGAAAUAUUACAAAGUGAGUUCAUGGUUUGUUCAUUUAACUCCUCUCACACUUUCAAGGCCUUUGUGAACAACUUAUUGCAAGGAUUUUGAUUAUUAACAAUUUUCAUGGUUGAAAUAAAUUACAGGUUGUUGAACUUGGUCAAAUUUGGGGGAAUUAUUUUUCACACAGCUCGUUUUGUCAUCUACCUCCUGUCACAGUUUUUAAGCUGGGAUCUCUUUUUCUUAUGAAGCAAAAGAAAUGUUUCACAGUUGAUGAUGGCUGAUACUACCUUAAGUAAAGUUCUACAACUCAUAGCUUAAAGGGACAUGGAAACGAUUUCCAAACAGUACUGUAAAUUCCUAAAUAUACGUGAGGAAUUUAUUAUCGUGGAAUUUCGCGAGAAAAUAUUUCUCACUUUUAUUUUACAUUGCUAAGAUACAUGCAAAAACAGAUCAACAGAGCACUCGCGAAUUUAUUUUCUCGUGAUUUGAUGUCCAUGAGUCAUUUUGGGAUAAUAAAUACUCACGUAAAAUAAGGAAUCUACAGUAUUUCAUUAGAAUUCAGCGUUUUGACAUUGGUUAUUGCUAAAUCACUUUAGGGAGAAAGCACAAAAAAGUCAGAACUCAAAAUUUUCUUUGCAAAAGCUCUUUUCUCCAAAGCUGUCAACUUUGGCGCCAUGUUGAUGGCUGAGUCACGUAAUAUGUACACAUAAGCGGGGCUUGUGCCUUGUUUUGAAAAUGAAAAGUUUAGAUGUUUGAAAUGCGUCUUUGCAUCAGCUUUUUAAAUAUAGGUUUGUUGCUAUGUUUUUCUACUUAUUACUAUCUAGUAUUAAUAUCCAAGUAGAUUUUUUAAUUACCAUAAUUGCGUGUCCGUACCCAUUUAAAAGAAAUGAGCUUGUGACAGGCAUAUUAUGUACAAUUUCUGUUACUCUAGCUUUGUUGUGAAAUAGCACGGACAAAGGUCCUACAUUACAGGUUUAGUCAGAGAGAGAAAUUCUCAUAAACCAAUUAGAGUGUCUAGUUGUUGCAGCAGAAUCAAAUAUUAUGUCCUAUUUAGAAAGCUGAAAAACUAUUAAAGGUCCUUUAAAUUGUAACAGUUGAGUGUGAAACUGAAUUCUGUAUGGUCCAAUGUUUUGAUAAAUUUUGUCUACUUGAUAAAAACGUUGUCACAUGCAUUUAUAAGGAUGUACAUGUACCUAGUAUUAUUGAAACUUUUUAGCUAAUAAUAUUUGGUUUGAUAUCAUUGUUUACAAACAACUGUAGAUGUCUCUCUGCCAUUUGUGUAAUGCAUAUUUAAGCCAGUCACAUGACCAUUUCAGACAUCACAUUUAAGUCAUAGUCACAUGACCAUUUCAGACAUCACAUUUAAGUCAUAGUCACAUAACCAUUUCAGACAUCACAUUUAAGUCAGUCACAUGACCAUUUCAGACAUCACAUUUAAGUCACAGUCACAUGACCAUUUCAGACAUCAUAUUUAAGUCAUAGUCACAUGACCAUUUCAGACAUCAGUGAACAUGGAUAAUGAAGUAAAAUGUAAGAACAUGAUUGUUCAGGUCUGCACAAACUUGUGUAAAGUGGUUUAUUUGGUGCUUUAUAUUGGUCAACAAACUUUGGCGACGAUAUUCAGCACACGUAUGUAUAUUGUUAGCUCAAUAGAUUUUGAAAGAAGGUAAUCUUUCCACUUUUUUCUUCCAAAUACAAAUGUUUUCAGGCAUAUAAAUUAGGGAAAGUUGUUUACUUUUUAAACCAAAUAAGCUUCAUUAAAAUGAUUAUCAUGCUUUGAAACAAAAGUUCAGGUUGUUCAGCUUUAAGACAGAGAUUUAAUUAGAUCUGCAUAGCAAAGUAAUACCAAUGGAAAUAUAUUUUGAUAAAAACACUCAACUUUUUCUUCUUUACUUUUAUGCAUUUUCCAUUGUUCUGUGGGGCAAGUAGCCGCUUGUUAGAAACCAUGUUGUUGUUUGUUUUGUUUUUUGUUCACAAAUAUAAUUGUUUUGAAUUGUACAUGUAAUAUUUUUGGCAUUGCAUUGUAUUUUAUAUAAGCUUACAAAUGUUAAGUUUAUUACACAAGCAGUGAAAGAUGUUUUAUGAGUAAAUUUUCAAAUCAUUUUGAUGCAAAAUAUAUAGGUUUUGUAUUAAAAAAAAAUUAUUUUUGUGUCUCAUUAGCAAUUUUGGGAUGUGGCAUGUCUGCUGAAAAAUAUUUUGACAGUGUACUGGCAUGAAGCAUGACAGUUCAUACCCUUUAAAAGACUAUAUUUAUCUGUAUUCAUAUGUGCACUGUUUACAACUGCAACACAUUCAUGAGGAAAUGGCUAUCAUUACAAUUUGUGGAGAUAUCAAAGUAAAAACCGUUAGAAAUGUAAAUAUUUUGUUGAGGCCGUUUCUACAGUUCUUGCCUCUCCUUCAGUCAACCACAGCAGCAGAAUAUGAACAUUUUGAUACGUGUCUAAUGUCAUGAACAAAGCUGUGUAUAGAUUUGUACAACACAAAACUAUAAUGUACAUAUCAAUAUUCUCCCUCAUGAUUUAACAUUUUUAUUCUAGAACUUCAUGUGUACUGUAAAACAAAAAGGGCAUGUGAUUUUUACCACCGAUUGCAUCUUUUAUUUUUCGACAAAGUGUACUCCAUCGUGUAUUGAUAAAGAUGGGUAUAAAGUUAUAGAAAAUUAUGAAGAUGUUUUAACAUUUAUGUCUUUGUAUCAUAAGUUCAGCGAUAUGAUGCAUCCAUUGUAACAAAAUGGCAAUAGAUACAUUGUUUUGUUUAUUCAUCAUGUGUAUUCAUCGUAUACAACUCAUUCGUUUCAUUAAAAUACUGAAAUUUGA
This is a messenger RNA of Ostrea edulis (European flat oyster), 9566 nucleotides long. Its product is annotated as putative ATP-dependent RNA helicase TDRD12. NCBI's taxonomy places the organism in Eukaryota, Metazoa, Mollusca, Bivalvia, Ostreida, Ostreidae. The record is from RefSeq and is a predicted model, not a curated record. Gene Ontology annotation, molecular function: nucleic acid binding; ATP binding; metal ion binding. Gene Ontology annotation, biological process: germ-line stem cell division; transposable element silencing. The coding region runs from base 134 to 6331 and encodes 2065 amino acids. The transcript is spliced from 52 exons.